AUGUCGGUUCACGUCAUGCCCCGUUCUCUCCCCGAGGACAACAACAGCACUAUCAUGGUGGUUACCGUCAGUGCCGGUCUCAUGCUCAUCGUCAUGGGCAUCAUUGGCUAUGUCAUCUUCGUCGCUAAACCCCGUCCCGUCCGCGACAACGCCAACGACAACGCCAACGGUGGCCGACCUGCUCGCAACGGUGCCAACCCCAUCCGCACUCUCUACUACACCAACGGGUCUUGGGAGCGUUUCCCCCAGGCUCCCAUCAGCGAGGGUUUUGCUGUUCAAUACCUUCGCUACAUCCUCCAGCGUGCCCGCGCUGUCACCGGCCGUGACCGUGCCCCCGACAACGAAGCCCAGGACAAUGAUGAGAACCAGAAUGUCGGUGCUCAGCAGCAGCAGAACGCCAACGGCCCCCGCCCGGCUACUGCCUAA
This is a messenger RNA of Fusarium falciforme, 426 nucleotides long. RefSeq lists its product as hypothetical. Bases 1 to 426 code for a protein of 141 amino acids. Lineage: Eukaryota; Fungi; Ascomycota; Sordariomycetes; Hypocreales; Nectriaceae. The record is from RefSeq and is a predicted model, not a curated record. The transcript has a single exon.